Messenger RNA from Neltuma alba, 2040 nucleotides. RefSeq lists its product as uncharacterized. Gene Ontology annotation, molecular function: zinc ion binding. NCBI's taxonomy places the organism in Eukaryota, Viridiplantae, Streptophyta, Magnoliopsida, Fabales, Fabaceae. The coding region runs from base 1 to 2040 and encodes 679 amino acids. The transcript is spliced from 3 exons. The record is from RefSeq and is a predicted model, not a curated record.
AUGAUAAAAUUAGGGGGUGAUGGAGGGAGUAGUGAUGAAGACAAUGAGUUUACUGUUGAGGAAGAUGAUGAUACUUUUUGUGAAGAAGAUAACAUGUCAUUAGCUAAUGUGGAUUCCUUAAUAUUGACUGAUGAUGAAGUUGCAGGCUCUUUAUCAUCUAAUCGCAAAACUGAUUCAUUAAAAUCUAUAGAUGAAUCUGAUUUGGAUUUGGAAGAGGGUGUUGUGACAAGUGGGUGCAAAAAGUAUAAUCCAGAUGAGAUGUGCAAAGACUAUAUCUUUGAACUUGGAAUGGAGUUCACCUCAAUUACUCAAUUUAGGGAAGCUGUUCGGGAGUAUUCACUUUUGAAUGGGUAUGAAACAAUAUACAUUAAAAAUGAUAGUGUAAGGUGCUGUAUAAAGUGUGUACGUUGUGAUUGGUUAAUAUUUGUGAGUAAGGAGAGGGAUUCCAUGACAUAUCGUUUGAAGACUUAUAAUCCAAGACACACUUGUGGUGUGACUUUUAGUUCUAAGAAUGUUUCAUCUAAAUGGGUGUCAGAAAAGAUUAAAAAUAGAAUAAAGACAAAUAAGAAUAUGAGUCUUGGAGAUGUGAUAUCCACAAUUAAAGAAGAUUAUAUGGCAGAUGUGUCAGUGCCUAAGGCUUAUUGGGCACGAAGAAAGGCAAAACAAGCUAUUGAAGGUGAUUUUGUAGAUGAGUAUAAGAGACUAUGGGAUUACAACAACGAGGUCCUCUCAAAAAGUCCUGAAACUACAUUCAAAAUUUUGACAGAUCGUCCCUUUAUUGAUAGAGCACCAAGAUUCAAAAGAUUAUAUCUUUGUUUGGAUGCUGUCAAGAUAGGAUUUUUAGCAGCAUGUAGACCAAUCAUUGGCUUAGAUGGAUGCUUUUUGAAGGGACCUUAUGGUGGAAUAUUGCUGGUAGCAGUAGGACGUGAUCCAAAUGAGCAGUAUUUUCCUUUAGCAAUAGCUAUUGUUGAAGGUGAAAAUCGAGAUUCAUGGUCAUGGUUUCUUGAGCAUAUUCUAAAUGACAUAGGAAGAACACAAAGAUGGGUCUUUAUUUCUGACCAACAGAAGGGAUUAAUGCCAACAUUUGAGUCACUUCUUCCUGAAGUUGAGCAUCGCUUAUGUGUUAGGCAUUUAUAUGCCAACAUUAAGAGUAGAUAUAGUGGUGGGUCUGUGAUUAGAGAUUUGGUGUUGCAAGCUGCGAAAGCAACAUAUGUCAAUGGAUGGAAGCAAAAAAUGCAUGAGUUGAAAAAUAAAUCUAAAGAGGCUCAUGAUCAUUUGAUGAAGUUCCCUCCACAAUGUUGGACAAAAUCUCAUUUCAGUGAAUAUCCAAAGAGUGACAUGAUUAUGAAUAACAUAUCUGAAUCAUUUAAUGGGAGGCUUUUAGAGGCUCGAGAACUUCCAAUCAUUAGUUUAUUAGAAUGGAUUCGCACUUACAUCAUGACAAGAUUUCAAGAGAAUAGAAAGAAGGCAGAGAAAUUUAGAAGUCAUGGAAGCGUAUGUCCGAAUCCAAGACGGAGGUUGGACAAAGAAGUUAGUCAAUCACGAAAGUGGGUUGCACGACAAGCAGGAGAAUUUGAAUUUGAGGUCUCGUGUUACUCGCACAAAUUUUCAGUUGACCUUGCUACUAAGAGUUGUACUUGUAGAUGGUGGGAUUUAACUGGAAUACCUUGCAGGCAUGCAGUUAGUUCAAUUUACGCAAAAAGAAAAGACCCUCAUGAUUAUGUUCAUCCCUACUUGAAGAUAGAUGCUUAUGUUGAGUGUUACUCUCCCGUGGUGAAGCCGAUUAAUGGACAAGAAAUGUGGGAAGUAACAAAUAAGGAGGAGAUGGACCCUCCGUCCUAUCAUAAAAGACCAGGAAGACCUCCAAAAUUAAGAAAAAGAGCACCUGAUGAGCCUUCCCAACCUAAUAAGAUUCGAAGGACAUCCUCAAGACUUCGUUGUUCUUACUGUAAAAACUAUGGGCAUAAUAGAAGAACAUGCAGUGCCAGUAGAAGUUCACAACAAGAGUCUACCAGUACAACACCUCCAUCACAACCCUAA